Molecule: messenger RNA, 1695 nt
Organism: Chelonus insularis
Lineage: Eukaryota; Metazoa; Arthropoda; Insecta; Hymenoptera; Braconidae
Gene: loaf
Product: lost and found
Exons: 9
Coding region: 307-1425 (372 amino acids)
Molecular function (GO): protein binding
Source: RefSeq, a predicted model, not a curated record
UGGAAGCUUACGGAUCGAUAAAGGCACGCGACUGCAAGCGUUUGUUGCGUUAAUUUAGGCAGACCCUAUGGAUUGUAUUUUUCAUCUUUUCAAUGAGAGUGGUGUUUAUGUGUGUAAGCGACAAACAAAUCAAUUUUUUCAUUGAAUUUGUUAUAAAUAUUUAUAAAAUUUUGUAGUGUUUUAAGAUAACUAAACUUCAUACGUAUCAUGUGAAUAUUAAACUUGAAAUUUAUACUUUAAAGUUAUAUCAAUGAUUGUAAUAGUUGAUAGUACGGAAUCAGAGAGAGAAUCGAUUUAGUCUUUUGAAUGGACAUGGUACAUAUAUUGUGGGGGUUUCCCCUCUACCAGGGUGUUUGUAGAUUGUGGCAACCCUCCCGAAAUAUUACUAUAAUAGUUACAAUUGUUUUUUUAAUCUGUGGAUUUUUGCCACGAAAUGUUGUUGGCGAACAUGGAAAAGAAUAUAAACUUGAUAACAUCUGUAAAAAUCAUUUUUUACGAGAAUUAUACAGAAAAAUAGAUGGUGCUGUUUUAACGUCACAAAAUGAGCAUAAUUUAAAUUGUGCUAUAACAUUUCAAACUCACAGUAUUCUUCAACGUUUUAUGUUGAGGUUUGAUCGGCUUCAACUUGACUGUAAUGAUCAUCUUUAUAUUUAUGAUGGAGCUCAUGCUGGCAAUAAUUUUAAGGCCGAUUUAUCAUGCAGAAAUACUCAUUUAAGCGUUGGUGCAAUUUAUACACGCACUAAUUUUGUUACAUUGAAGUAUAUUACAGAUGCUUGGGGUACCGAUUCUAAUGGUUUUAGGCUCGUCAUCACAGCUGUCAAAGAUCUCAAACACACUUGUAAAGAUUUCCGUUGCACAUUGAACGAGUUUUGUGUUGAUAAAGAUCUUGUUUGUGAUGGUGUUAAUCACUGCGGCGAUGGAUCUGAUGAAGCACCAUCUGCAUUAUGCGCCAAUACUAAAACCUCUACAAUAUUUGGAAUCCAACAAACAUGGUUUGCAGUUGUUUUAACAGUAAUGAUUUUGAUGAUAGUGGGUUUGGUCAUUGGCAUAGUAACUUGUUACUGUCGAAAACGCACAGCAUCUCCACGACAUCCACAUAAUGCUCUAGCUGCUAGAGCUCAUCAACCAGUCAACUUCCCAUAUGUGCGGAUCAAACGGGGCGAGCGCUGGGAUGCCAAUGGGAAUGACAGUAAUCAAAGGACCAGCGGAAACUCCAGGACCGAUGACCAGUCUAAAUUAUGCAGGAGUGAGCAUCGGGUUAACGGGUGCCACGACACUACCGCGGUCGGGAAACUGGCUACACCCUGCAGGCCUCAGGCUCGGGCACAGCGAGGUUCGGGUCCGCCUCUAUUGCCAGGCAAAGUAAAAAAUCACGGUUCAGACAGUGAUAUUUCAUCUAGUCAAAAAGAUGAAUGGUUUGUAUAGAGGCAGAUCUUACCAGAGCCUGCAGGGUGAUAUGAAAACGGUUGUGCCCACACCGUUUCUUUAAUUAAAUGAUAAAAUAGUUGUUUUUUAAUUGGAAUUAGAAUAUCAUUAAGAUAUUACCAAAGUUACAUUUAAUAUCAAUACUUUACUUACAAGCAAGACCAUAAAUAAUGAUCAUAAAAUUAAUCAUUUAUUUCUCUACGAUAUUCAAAGUAUUUUUGAGUUAUUUACCAGGAAAAUAUGUAUCAAAAAAAUAUCUGAUAACUUCAG